AUGGUAAACACCAAAUGCAUGAAAACCCUAGUGGUUGUCCAUCUGCUCAUCCAGUUGUUGAUCCAGAUAGCCCCCCUGACGACCCAUGCCAAAGAAUGGUGUAAAGUGAAAUUCGAAUUUGGAAAAGCAGAUUACGCAGAAUGUCAAAGCGAAACGGAAAAUAUAGCCAAGUACAUGAUACAUACAACUCCAGUAAUUUCCAACGAUGUAGAUCUCUAUGCUAAUGUAUCCUUAGUAAUGUCCAACGGAUAUGGAUUCAAAACAAAGGAAAUCAACAUCGGAAGUGAAGAACAAGGAUUGUUAAGCAAAACAUUUGCAGUGGCAACUGAUAUAGGAAGUCCAGAAUAUGUACACGUAAAAAUAAAUUCAGUAAAAAAAAAUUGGAAAUGCAAAAAAAUUACCAUCUGGAAAAAUUACAAAUAUUGGGUCUUUGAUUGUGCCGCUUCGUUAAAUGACAAAAAUCCCCAAGGCACUUAUUUCCUCUCAGGAAAUAAAAUGUACACAGCAUUUGUAAAAACGGGAAAUGAAGUCCAAGCAGGAACAAGUGGGACCGUUGACAUCGUCCUGGUAGGAAAUAACAGAAGAAGCAAUACCAAAGUGCUACACGAAGGAUUCCAAUCUGGUGUGCUAAAAAAAAUAAAAUUUCAAGCAUCAGAUGUGGGAAAGAUAGAAGACAUUAUAUUGACAAAUAAUGCCAAGAGGGAUGAUCCGUGGUACUGUGAUUUUGUCAAAAUAAAGAGUGACAAUAAGCUUUACAUCUUCAAUGUUAAGAGCUGGAUUGGUCAUCCUUACGAAAAAACUGUAAAGAUUAAUAUAAGGGCAGAUCAAAGUGUAGAUGGAGGGGCAACAAAAGACAUCGACUGUCACAUCAGGGGAAAUGAUUUAAUCAAUAUGAAUAAUUUGCCCCAUGCAUUACAAAGUAAGGUGCAAAUAUUUAAAGUGAGAUGUCCACAGAAUUGUCAAAAUGCAGAAUUUGCUUCGGUAGAAGGUUCCUCUAUUCAUCCUUCUUCUUCAUCUAUUUGUACAUCUGCUAUUCAUGAUGGGUCCUUAACUCCAAGUGGAGGUUCUAUCAUAAUCACAGUUGGAAGCGACUUACAUCAAUAUCAUUCUGUUAAGGAAAAGAUAAAUAACAUUGAAGCUAUUGAUGUUCUUACCAAAGUGGACGAACCCAAUUUCUCCUUCUACACAUACCGUCUAGAAUCCAUUGAUGAUGUGAAGAGUAACGUCCGAAUCGUAGAUGCAUUUGGAAAACUGUCAUCCUUGGGGAGGUUAGAAAUUAGACGAAGUGACAACACCUGGGGAACUGUGUGCAAGAAGGGACCAAAUUUCACCUUCUCCGAUGAUAGUGCUAAACGGGCUUGUGCAGAUUUAGGAUUCGCAAACGGGGUGUAUAUUAAGGAAAUGUGUUUCAACCUGAAUGGACAAAAUUAUUGCGCAGGUUAUAAGUACCCGUUCAGUAGUGCAGGCAUGGUAUGUUCUGGAAAUGAAAAAAGCUUACUUAACUGCAAUGCAGAUGAUUCAUCCCAUUGUGUAGACCACCACGAUGAUGUUAUCAUUCAAUGUCUAAAUGAACAGACCAACAAGGAAUCACUUAGCGACGGGAUGAUCAGACUAGUCGAUAUAACUGGAGCACCCACUACCAACGGAAUUGGAAGAUUAGAAAUGUUUUACAAUGGCUCUUUCGGUUCUGUGUGUUCAGAAGGAUGGGUAAAAGAAGGAGAGAAAAUCGCCUGCAGAGAAUUGGGCUACACAGGACUAAAGGGAAACGGCUUCUCCCACCACCUGUGUGCAAACAUCGCAGGAGAAAAUCUGUGUGGACAUGAUGCAGAUAAAAUAAAUGCAGUAAAUAUCAAAUGCAAGGGAGAUGAAAAGUCUCUCCAAAAUUGUGCACAUGAAACGCACGAAGAUAUUUACUGCUCCCACGAUGAGGAUAUCGUUCUUGGCUGUUCCGGUGGGGAAGGAGGAGAAGAAGAAGAAUUCCAAGGGGGUAGCCAAGAAAAUGCACAAAACAAUCACCAUAUAAGCACAGCCCCAGGACUUAAAAAACAUUUCUUAACAUUGGAGAAAAAGAACUUUCCGCGAAAAAUCGAAUUAACAUGCUUCGAUAAAAUCGUUUCCAUAGCAGAUCUCAGCGCCGCACAAGUGGGAGAGGUCUUCUUAGCUAGCUGUCCAGAAAAAUGUGACGAAGAAAUAGGAAUUAUCAAAGGAACAUUUUUAUAUACCUUCGAUUCGCCCAUAUGCAAAGCGGCCAUACACGCGGGAGUUCUCUCAAGCAAUGUCGCAGAUGACAUCGUCCUCAUCAUAUCGCACAAGCAUCACAACUUUGUCGGUACGAAGCGAAACAAUGUCGAAUCGCACGAAUUUGCUGGGACCUCCAAGGGUUUUAGCAUCAGUAUCCCGACCAGGUCUAUCAUCCAAGAGGAACGAAAGAGUAACCACAAAUAUGCAGAAGAAAAUUCAGACAAAGCUUUUUCGGAUGAUGACGGGUUGGAAGAUCAACAUGCAGAACAUUCAUAUUCACUCCUGGCACCCCCGCAUAUUCAGCGACAAAAUGGGAGAUUAACCACAAGAGUGAUAGGGACUCAACCAACAUUCCAGUGGAUACCCCCAAUGGGCUCCCCAGGAUUUAACGGAAAAGAAAACGAUUUCGUUAAUUGUAUCAAUUUGCCAAAUGAGAAGUAUAUUAAGAGUAUGUCUAACUUUACCUUCAUCAUUUAUUUCACUGUAAGCGGUGGAGCAGGAAACUGGAGAACCCUACUAUCUCACAGCUUGUGUGACGGAAUCUCCAUUUCAGUGAACGAAGAAAACGAAUUGAUAAUUGAACAGAACUGUAAUCCCCACUUGUUAAAGAGCAAAUUCAAGCCAGUCAUCGGACAAACUUACCACCUCGCAGUGGCCUUUAACAAAACGAACAAAAGUGUCACGCUCUACGUAAACGGAAAGAAACUUCCCACGGAGAAGGUGAAGUAUGAUUUUACACUCAAUGGAGAUUUAGUCAUUGGCAGAUCAAACCAAAGCACGACAGAUUAUUUUAUCGGAAGUAUCCACCUCGUUGAAGUGUACAAGUUUGUUUUAGCCGAUGACGAAAUUAAGCAGUUGGCAAAUGCUGCUCUCUCUUUGGAUUACCUCAGUGGAGGUAGCGAUAGCAACUACAACGAUAUAAGAAGAACAAAACGAGGAAAGAAAACAAGUGGAAUGAACAGAAAAACGGUCGAUGGAAGAGAAUGCAUGACCCCGUGUAAACCCCAAAGUAUCAUCAACAAGGAGCUUCAAAUAAAUGCAGAGCAAAUCAACCUAUCCUGUAAGGAUGAUCUUUUGUCCCACCAAUUUAAUAGCAAAAUUGGAUCCCAUUUUUUGGUUCACUGUUCAGAUAACUGUAGCAAAUCCAAUUUCAUUGUAAAAGGAAGCAAUAACUACUACACCCCAGAUUCCUCCAUAUGCAAAGCAGCCAUACAUGCCGGGGUGUACAGACCUAAGAGAAAAAAUGGAGAUGAAAAUAACUCUUUUAUUUUAAAAAUUGUCAAUGGGUUAUUUGAAUAUAAAUCAGCCAGGGGACACAUGGGUAUUGUUUCAAAAGCGGAAAGACAAUCUCAAUUACGAUCCUUUUCUAUUUUUCCUGAAAAUGACGAUAACAUUCUUUCCUGCUCUUCUAAUGGACACUUAUUUUUAAACUUACCUGUUGGAGAAAAACGAACUAUCAUAUGUCCAUCAGGUUGUGACAAAAUGGAAGGCAAAAUUUGGGGUACAAAUGUAUACACUCCUUCGUCUACUUUAUGCAAAGCGGCCAUACAUUCUGGAGCUUUAUCAAAUCAAGGGGGCCUCGUCGAUAUGUCUAUUGGCUCAGGUGUGGAUAAAUUCACGGGCGCUACACAGAACGGAAUUGAAUCCCAUUCAUCCGCUCAGCAUAGCCGCUCUUUAAUAUUUUCGACCCAUUCUCAGUAG
Molecule: messenger RNA, 3942 nt
Organism: Plasmodium knowlesi strain H
Lineage: Eukaryota; Apicomplexa; Aconoidasida; Haemosporida; Plasmodiidae
Product: LCCL domain-containing protein, putative
Exons: 1
Coding region: 1-3942 (1313 amino acids)
Cellular component (GO): membrane
Molecular function (GO): protein binding
Source: RefSeq, a predicted model, not a curated record